CAUUUUUAAUAAGAAAAUCAUUGAUGACUAUAACGCUACCCAUUAAACAAGGCCUUAUCCUUUUCCAGAAUGGCWAAAGCUUCGUCCAUUGACUAUACAUCAGACUCUCCAAGUGCUCCACUGUAYACUGAUUUUCAUACCGUCUCAAUCACCACGCCAACUAAAGACUAUUCUACCUACGAUAUAAUCACUGAAGUUCAUCCUGUCAAAUUGAAAAACGUCUCUCUUUAUUAUGAUACUCGAUGCCACGUUAAUUGGUCUACCACAAAUCCAUGCUCUUCAUGUCAUACAGCACAUUCCAAGUUUACCUUAUGCCUUCCACCUCUUUUCGACCUGUCUACAAUCCRCUUUCUAUUYAGUUACAUCAACGAUCCUACAGUUCACCCUCRACRUCCCUUGGAUCGAAUUGCUUUGGUUAGGUUGGCUGGAUAUCUSMUGAUUGAUUCCGUUUGGUUGGCUCGUCUCCUUCGUACCGUUAAAAACACUAUUUUCUUUGCUAAAUAUUCCCAACAUUGCGCAUUUAUUUUUGAGUUAUAUCGUAAUGGGUACACAAGAAUUGCUCGCGCUUAUGCUACGCCUGACGAAUUUAGUUAUCUUAAAGUUUACCGCAACUCUAAGAGGUUUUCUCARGCCUGUCGCACCCUGGAACGUCGAUGGUUGAGACUUAAGCAACCACUAGCUCUUAAGAGGUCCCCAUCGAUGGAUAGGCUUGAGGAAUACAUCUCUUCUUGUUGCAAAUUCCGUCCGGCACUUUCCCAAACAGAAAAGAAGGGGUCAGAGACAUGAUCUUGCAUUAAGCAUCAUGGCUGUGGCGGCCUCGCCCUCUGUGUUUGCGCUCUGCAAGUAACCUUUUGAUCACACUUCUUCUCUGUUUGUUUUUUUUUAUAUAUAGAACGAAUUUCACUAUACCACGUUCAAGACUGCAAGACUAUGGAGCCAUGCAAGAAAUGUCAACAAAUACAAUCGCCGCACGAGCCCAAUCCGUGCGGAAAGUUAUAUUGCUGCCAAGCACAUAUUCAUGAACUAUGUCUUAUCUAUUGGUUCGCCAAUUCAAAUUCACACACGUGUCCGUUUUGCAACAAAGCCAUCAAGCCUGUACAGAUAGACGAGCCUAUGCCCGACUAUAACAGUCAAGGGCCCUAUCCGUUUAAAUUUACACAUUAUCAUUAUAACCCGACCAUCAGACUUCGUGUAUUGUUCGCUAAAGCGGCCAUGGCCGAUUGGGGCGUAACGCUCCACGGCCCAUUUUAAGUUAUAAUCAAUCACACACACACAAUAAGCACACAUAUAAUCCCCUGUGCCUACUGUGUUCCGUUGUAAUCAUAUUUACUCUCAUAACAUUCCUAUAUUCACAUAACCUAUCUGUAUACAUAUUUAUCAUUGGGUUUGUGCUAGUGCUGUUGUACUAGUACAUUAAAAAAAAAAGAAGUAUUAUCUUAUCUCCGUUUGUUAUUCUUUUUCCUUUGUUAUGUUAAUAUAUUAGAAAUGGCUGAUACACUGAUAAAAUGUUCUAGCCCUUUAGAUCCAGCAAUAUGCAGCUUCCAAGUUAUCUGUUCUGGAUAUUUCUUGCCGGAACACCGACGUUUGCCGUACCUCCAUUUGAACGUUUGGAUCCCGUUAAUGACCAAAUCAGAUUCUACCCACAAGCUAUGAUGAUCGCUCGAAAACCGCGACCCCUCAUCUUCUAUAAUGACACUAAAAUCGUUCACCUCCGCGUUAACCUUCCCGCUAUCAAACUAGCAAAGAUAUCAUCCCACGUGAAGCCCUGUUUCACCAAUGACCUUUUUCCUGACGUCGCUGAUUACCUUCUCCAAAGACUUCAAGAAUUAGAAACUCUUAUUCAACGACUAGGCUCACUCGAAGGACUUACUAACCUAAUUCAGUGUGACCUCUACCUCAAACGCUACUUCAACGCAGAGACCAACUUAAAGCCAAAGAUGAACUGCCCUCUUGCCUUUAACGCUAGCCUUGCUCAUUGCAAAGCAUGGGCUUUAGAGCGCUGUGAUCACAUCUCUCCUCACGAAGAAACCUGGUUAAAAGGAAAAGCUCGACGCAGAAGAAGCACGAAUAUCCUCUGCCAUGCUGGUUUGUUUGGAAUUCCUCGUGCCAUUUACGAAGCGACGGGAGGUGAUUGUGAACCUAAUAAAGUUUCUAACUUAAAGAGUACUCUUAACAAAAUGGCCGAURCCAUGGAAGACYUMCAAAGUCUGGUUCGAGUUGUUAAUGGUAAGACUGUAUAUCUCAUCAAAGUCACAGGUGCCCUUCGCACGCGUUUAAACCAACACGGAAAAAACAUUCAUACCAUUCAYAAAACCYUACAAGCAUGGMAGUACAUCAUCGAGAAACAAAUACGMACYCUCUCUUGUCGAGUUAAUCAAGAUAAACCUCUCUUUAUUACCCUUGUUGCACAGAUUCAUAAAAUCUUUGCCCAGCUUAUCCGUUUUUUGGAAAAUGAUGACAUAAUACACCAGCUCUUCCACCUUAAAGACCUCAAAAUUUUUGGCUAUACUGCCCUUCCCCAGAUCCUCGCAAAAGAAAUUUCACAACAGUUAUCAAGUGACUCAAAUAUGRAAAACACUGAACUCGCAUUGAAAUCUGGAUUUUCUUUGCUUAUUAACCCUAUGAUUGAUUAUGUUUACACUGAUAAAGGUYUACAUGUUAACAUUUUAYUAACYUUGCCUGAAAUUGGAGCUCAGCAUUCCAUGUGCGCAGUAGAAUACCUUGAACCCGUUGUCUACAACAUCUCUGGACAAUGUUACUCCGGACCAAUUGAUCAAGAUAAUUUAGCUUUAAUUACUUGUGCUGAUUCUCGCUCCAUUGUUCGAGUAGACACUCUUGCAAAAUGUUUUCAAGACAACCACAAUUUUGUUUGCCCAUCCCAAGUUCUUCGUCAAGUCACUUCAGUUGAUUGGCUAGGCUUACCAUGGAACCGGUAUACAAAGCUUCCAUUUGCCCGCACGCAUCAAAAGAUUGAUGAUUGUUCAUCCUUAUACCCUUUGCUUCAUCUCGGAGGUCGAUAUUAUUUAUCUACCACUUCCACAAAAAUGACUUUUCAGAAUACCACAAAUGAACUAACAUUAMAACUUUCUCCUUUGAUUAUUUAUAAUUUCCCGUGCACUGUUAAACUUCCAGAGGCAGGAAUUGAYGACUGCCCUGAACAUUUAGAACUCCACGUUCCCAUCAUGACAGUAGAAAAUUUCAAAUAUCACCAAUGGAAACCAGGUUCCGACAAAACUCUCAUUGAUCURCAUCUGAAGUCAAUCACUACACUCCCUCCGCUGAAGUUCAACAAAACCAUCCUGGAGAACUUAGAUAAAACGUAYAACCUACUUGAUGCUCGCCUUACUCGCCGMUUGUCUUCUAUCCGCGAAAGCAUUGCUAAGAUUCAAGCCACUUGGGAAACCACUACAACCGAAAUUCUCGUUUACAUCGCCCUACCGUUG
This is a messenger RNA of Exaiptasia diaphana, 3443 nucleotides long. RefSeq lists its product as uncharacterized. NCBI's taxonomy places the organism in Eukaryota, Metazoa, Cnidaria, Anthozoa, Actiniaria, Aiptasiidae. The record is from RefSeq and is a predicted model, not a curated record.